AUGCCGACCGGGAUUGAAACCCGUGACUCGGGGUCGGCGGCCCAUUUGGCCAGCAGCGAGGCCGGCAUCGCCGCGCCGUACGGGCGGGCGUGUACCAACUGCUCCCGGGCCAAGUGCAAAUGCAUCCUCCGCCCUGUCGGCGGGGCGUGCGAGCGCUGCCACCGUCUCAGCAAGACGUGUCAGCCGAGUAACCCGAUCCGCAGGCGCUCCAAGAAGCCGCCUUCCAGCAGGACGGCCCAGCUGGAAGAGAAGCUCGACGGGCUCGUCACGUUGCUGCGCCAAUCGGGCCGUCCGGAUCUCCCUGCCGACCUCGGCGUCGACUUCAACAUCCCCGGCGUCAUCCCCUCGUCAUCAUCGACGGCGACGGCGAAGGCGGUCAGGGAGCCAUCUUCGGACAUGCGCCGCAGCAGUGAGUUCUUCUCGGCGUCGUCCCGCGGAGACGGCGGCAACGAUCGCACGAGAGCGGACUCGUUGCCAACGCCGACGCAGACCGCGAGCCCCGAGGGGCCGGGGUACGGUGACGAGCUGCCGUCCCCGGACGAGGCGGAGGCGCUGUUCGAGGCCUUCCGGGGCCAGAACCUGAAGUACUUCCCCUUUCUGAAUUUCAGGGCCACCAUGACGGCGCAGGAGCUCCGGGCCGAGCGGCCGUUCCUGUGGAUCUGCAUCAUGACGGUUGCGUCGAGGGUGUCGAGCCAGCAGCUCGCGCUGGGCCAGCGGGUGCGGCAGAUUGUGAGUCAAAAGCUGGUCGUCGAGAACGAGCGGAGCAUCGAUUACCUGCUCGGACUGUUGGUUAUUCUGGGAUGGUCAGUUGCGUUCGUUCCACCGCCCCCUCAUCAUAGAGUAAUGCCCCUAUACGGGUUUGCUGACCUUUUUCUUUUUUGGACAUCUAGGGCGAACCACCAGCUUGGUAACAAGCCUUUCAUGUGCCUGUUUUGCCAGAUUGCCAUCGGCCUCAUCUUUGACUUGGGCAUAUCCCGCGAUCCCCUGGACGGCCUGAACCCCUUUCUCUGCUGGAAGGCCGCUCAGGAGAGGGCCACCCAGGAGAAGACCGGGGUGGUCUGCCCGACUCUCUACGUCAAGUCGCAGAUGCCGCGGACAAUGGAGCAAAGGAGGGCGGUCGUUGCGGGCUACCUGGUCACCUCGGCUGUCGCAAGCUUCCUGGGAAAGAUGGACCCCCUACGCUGGACGUCGCACAUGGACGAGUGUCUCCAGAUCCUCGACGAGCAGCCAGAAACCCCCUCGGACCGUAGUCUCGCUGCGCUCGUCAAGAUGCAGCUGCUCAAGGACGAGGCCGGCAAGCUGUCAUCACGUUCCGACGCGAUGCUGGAGGCGAUGGACGGCCCAAAGACACCUAUGGCCAUGUACGUCAAGGUACUGCAGACGCAGCUGCAGCGCAUCAUCCAGAGUCUACCCUCGGAGCUGCAAAGCACAGACAGCAUCAUCGCCCAACUCCACUGCACGGAGCUCGCCAUCCAAGAGACGGCCCUCUCGACGAAGUCGGGCGCCUGCGUCCCCGCCAACCUGCCCGACGUCGCCCGCCUCGACAUCUUCUACGCAUGCUUGCAAGCCGUCAAGGCCUGGUUCGACCACUUCUUCACCCUCCCGCCAGCGGCCUAUUUCUCGAUCCCUUUCCUCUGCUUCGCGCAGCUGAGCCACUGCACCGUCGCGCUGUACCGCCUCUCGGUGCUCGAGGACCCGGUCUGGGACCGCGCGAGCGUACGCUCCACCAUCGACCUCAUUGCGACGCUUGACGAGGUCGGCGACCGCUUCGGCCGGGUGUGCGCCGAGGUCGGGCUCGACGUUGACGUCGAGGACGGCAAUGCCUUCACCAAAGCCGUCAAGACGAUCAAGGGUCUCAGGAGCACAUGGGAGGCGGCUAUGGCGCCGUUGGCGAAGGCGGAUCCGGCGGCGGCAGGUGGCGCGGGUCCGGGUAUGCUUACGGCCGGAGGGGUGCCGAUGCCGGCUGGGGUAGGGGAGGUCGACAUGGGACAGUUGGGGUUGGAAAUGAUGGACAAUCGGUGGUUUACCGACAUCUUUACGCCGUUUGACUUUUGA
Colletotrichum higginsianum IMI 349063 is the source of this 2055-nucleotide messenger RNA. RefSeq names its product Zn(II)2Cys6 transcription factor. Bases 1 to 2055 code for a protein of 684 amino acids. Gene Ontology annotation, biological process: regulation of DNA-templated transcription. The record is from RefSeq and is a predicted model, not a curated record. The transcript is spliced from 3 exons. Gene Ontology annotation, cellular component: nucleus. NCBI's taxonomy places the organism in Eukaryota, Fungi, Ascomycota, Sordariomycetes, Glomerellales, Glomerellaceae. Gene Ontology annotation, molecular function: DNA-binding transcription factor activity, RNA polymerase II-specific; zinc ion binding; transcription cis-regulatory region binding.